Mytilus trossulus (common blue mussel) is the source of this 942-nucleotide messenger RNA. RefSeq lists its product as uncharacterized. Lineage: Eukaryota; Metazoa; Mollusca; Bivalvia; Mytilida; Mytilidae. Bases 1 to 942 code for a protein of 313 amino acids. The transcript has a single exon. The record is from RefSeq and is a predicted model, not a curated record.
AUGUCUCAACAAUCGUUUAAUCAUAUUUGUGAUCAGCUCUCUGUGUUUAUUGAAAGAAGGACUACGACAUUUCGAUAUCCUCAUCCAGUUGGAAAACGUGUUAUGGUGACACUUUGGCGUCUAGCAACGAAUAUUGAAUUCAGAACAUUGGGUCAUUUAUUUGGGAUGGGACGUAGUACAGCCUGUAUGAUAUUUCAUGAUGUGGUUGAUGCAAUUAACUCUAUUCUUCUUCCAAAGUAUAUAAAGUUUCCAACAGGACAAGCUUUGCGAAAUACUAUCGAUGGAUUCCGAACUAGAUGGGGAUUUCCUCAGUGCUGUGGGGCAAUCGAUGGGACCCAUAUACCAAUCAUCGCACCAAAAGAACAUCAUGCAGACUAUUACAAUAGGAAAUGCCAUCACUCUAUACUUUUACAAGCUGUUGUUGAUUACAACUAUAGAUUUACUAACAUAAAUGUUGGACAUGCAGGGAAGCAUCAUGAUGCGCAUGUACUUCGUAAAUCAUCGGUGUUUCUCAAAGCAAGUGCUGGUGAGCUAUUACUCAAUUGGACUGAAAAUUUAGAUAAUGUUGAAGUUCCACCUUUCAUAAUUGGAGAUCCUGCCUAUCCCUUACUUACAUGGCUGAUGAAAGCGUAUCCCGGAAACAAUUUAUCUCGUUUAAGUAGAGCUAGAAUGACCGUCGAAUGUGCUUUCGGUAGACUUAAAGGUAGAUGGCGUUGUCUCAUAAAAAGAUUGGACAAUGAACUGUACAGAGUGUCGGGGAUUGCUAAAGCUUGUUGCACUUUACAUAACCUUUGUGAAGUGCACGGAGACUUUUUUAAUGAAAAUUGGCUUGAAGAUAUCGACGACAAUGUUAAUGUGCCAGCAAAUCGGAAUGACGACAAUGCAAAUACUGAUGCUAAACAAAUACGAAAAGCCAUAACCAACUGGCUCAAAGAUAAUUAA